ACCCUAAUCUCUUGAGUCACUUCCACCACUAGUGUUUUUUGUUGAUGGCGCAGUGGCUGCAGUUUUUUAGUUUUUGAGGCGCUCUCAACCACCAUGGACUUCGCCAGCGUGCUCGGAAAGAGCGAGGCGCACCAGCGCACCGUUAUCCAUCUGGACAUGGACUAUUUCUACGCACAGGUGGAGGAGAUCCGGGAUCCAACGCUACGCACCAAAGCCCUUGGCAUUCAACAGAAAAAUAUUGUAGUUACCUGCAAUUAUGUUGCCCGAGCUAGAGGUGUCUCCAAACUGAUGCUCAUCGAGGAGGCGCAGCGGCUGUGCCCGGACUUGGUUCUAGUCAACGGCGAAGAUCUUGCGCCAUAUCGACAGAUGUCGCAAAAGAUCUUCGACUUGUUGCUGAACUACACGCCGUUGGUGGAGAAGCUGGGCUUCGACGAGAACUUUAUGGAUGUGACGUCCCUGGUGGAGCUCCGUCAGGCCCACAACGCUGAGGCGCAGCAGAAACCAGCCGUGGGUCAUAUCUAUCCGGAGGACGGUACUCCCUUGUCGGCUUGUGAUUGUGGCUGUGCCCAGAGGCUGGCCAUUGGUUCGCGGAUAGCUCAGGAAAUCAGGGAGGAGCUUAAGCUUAGGCUGGGCAUCACGUGCUGUGCCGGGAUCUCCUACAACAAACUCCUGGCGAAGCUCGUCGGCAGCAGCCACAAACCGAAUCAACAAACUGUCCUCGUUUCAACCUACGCCGAGCAAUUUAUGCGCGACCUGGGCGAUCUAAAGCGAAUCACGGGAAUUGGUCAGAAAACGCAAUGUUUGCUCCUGGAGGCUGGUAUGUCCACGGUGGAGCAACUGCAGCAGUGUGAUAUGGACGUGAUGCGAAAGAAGUUCGGCUUUGAAACUGCCACUAGGCUAAGAGAUCUAGCUUUUGGUCGGGACACGGGCUUGGUGCGACCAACUGGGAAGCCGAAAACCAUUGGCAUGGAGGACUCUUGCAAGCCCAUUUCUGUGCGAACAGACGUCGAGGAAAGGUUCCGAAUGCUGCUGAAGCGAUUGGUCGAGCAGGUUUCAGAGGACGGACGCAUUCCCAUAUCCAUCAAAGUGGUGCUGCGCAAGUUCGACUCCCAGAAGAAAAGCAGUCAUCGCGAAACCAAGCAAGCCAACAUCCUGCCUUCUCUCUUCAAAACGUCCGUGUGUCCAGGAGAAACUGGAGUGAGCAAAGUCCAACUAGCGGACGGAGCACAAGAUAAACUUCUUAAAAUUGUCAUGCGCCUGUUUGAGCGAAUUGUGGAUUUGAGCAAACCCUUUAAUAUCACCCUGCUCGGACUGGCCUUCUCCAAGUUCCAGGAACGGAAAGUUGGCUCCUCGUCCAUUGCCAAUUUUCUGAUCAAGAAGGCGGAUCUAGAGGUUCAGUCCAUAACCUCGCUGACAAAUACAAGCCUAACGAGUCCCACAGCCGAGAGUCCGACCUCGGAUGAAAGCGCCUUUCGAUCCUCUCCAACUACUUUCAAGCCGAGCGAUCAGUUCUACAGGCGACGGGCCACCACGGCAUCGCCGGUGCCGAUGAUGAUGGACAAUGGCUCGGAAUCGGCGGCCACUAAUUCGGAUUUCAGUGAUUUUUCUGAGACGGAGGUGGAGCCAUCACCGAAAAAGAGUCGAGUUGGCCGACUACUCGUGUCCAAGCGCAGCCGACUGGCGGCGGAUGUUGGGGAGAAUGCCGCAGAUGUCGCCUCGCCCAGCAAAUUACGCGUCUGUGAUCUGCGUUUGAAUUCGCGGGACAGCGAGAAGGACUUCCCCAUUAGCACAACGCCCACAGCUUCCACAUCAGCGGCGGCUCCUCGCUUCCGCACCGUCCAGCCACCGAAUACGCUAAUGCAGCGGAUCGACGGCAGCCUUCGCUUUUUGUCCACGCGCACCACAAGCCGCCUCAGCUCGAACGCCAGCUCUACUGCCUCCUCGCCACUUCCCUCGCCCAUGGACGACUCUGCAAUGAGCGCGCCAAGUACUCCAACGACGGCUUUUGCUUCGCCCAUCGCAGCUAUGGUCACCACCACCACCGCCACCACCAGCAGCCUUACUGACAUCGCCUGUCCAGCUGGUGUGGAUGCGGAGGUCUUCAAGGAACUACCUGUUGAGUUGCAGACGGAGCUAAUCGCCUCGUGGCGCACCUCACUAGUGGCGGCAGUGGAGCAAACCAACGGUGGUGAAAGAAGGGCUAAUCCUAGUGCCGCGCCAGCUGCAGCAACCACUGCGAGUGGUGGGGGCCAGAAAAAUACAUUGUAUCGCUACUUUUUGCGAAACAAGUGAAGCAGUGCAUCAACUAUUAUUGGCAGCCAAGAGCAUCACAUCACCUAUAGUUGUAAGGCCAAAGUGAAUAAAUCCGUUUAUAUAUCCAUAUUCUAUAUUUUUGUAGGUGAUACGGUUACAGAUUAUAUUUCCGAGGUCGCCGCUUUGGACCAUCGUAAGAUAAGAUAAAUUCGGGUAGGUCGCUUCACAAAGACUUGAGAUACAUUUUAAAAUCGUAUAGACUUUGUCUAAAGAAAUGUAAGGCAAAUGAUUUUUUGUAACAUUGAAUUUCCUAAUAUAUAUAUUUUCAUAAAUUAUUCAAGAGACAAAUACAUCACAUUUUAUUUUUCGAAGAAGGCUUGUAAGGAAUAGUUUGUUGAAGUAAUCGACGCGACUCACAGAAAUAACUUGAAAUACUCGAUGCGUCAGUCAGUUUUGCGGCUGGAGGCAGUUGAAAAAUAUUAAUUGUACAUACAUUUCUCGAUUUGGUGCUAAUUUCCAAGCCGCGAACCUAAAGAGGAACACAGAGUAGUGUUGAAAUAAGUUUAUUACACUUCAAAUUUGUUUACUCCAUUAUUAUCAUACAUUCAAGAUUAAAAAAUUGGUUGGGUUACCUACUUACGCAUAAGUUAAUACAGAAUAUAUCUCAUUCCCCGGACAUCUCUCAACGACAACGAAAGGAACAAAACCAGCUAAUUGAGCUCGACUUGAUACAAGUUUCUUAGUUCUUACCUCUCAAUGGCAACGAAAGUUAAACAGUAUAAAAUAUAUGUGGUCUUAUGCUAACGAUGUUAUAAUAAAGUUAAGUCCUUAGUUUAGGAAA
This is a messenger RNA of Drosophila ananassae, 3094 nucleotides long. RefSeq names its product DNA polymerase iota (gene PolI). The coding region runs from base 94 to 2292 and encodes 732 amino acids. The record is from RefSeq and is a predicted model, not a curated record. The transcript has 3 exons. Gene Ontology annotation, biological process: translesion synthesis. Lineage: Eukaryota; Metazoa; Arthropoda; Insecta; Diptera; Drosophilidae. Gene Ontology annotation, molecular function: DNA-directed DNA polymerase activity; damaged DNA binding.